Mizuhopecten yessoensis (Yesso scallop) is the source of this 3979-nucleotide messenger RNA. Its product is annotated as deleted in malignant brain tumors 1 protein-like. The coding region runs from base 1 to 2244 and encodes 747 amino acids. The transcript has 9 exons. The record is from RefSeq and is a predicted model, not a curated record. NCBI's taxonomy places the organism in Eukaryota, Metazoa, Mollusca, Bivalvia, Pectinida, Pectinidae. Gene Ontology annotation, cellular component: membrane.
AUGACAACUCUGUGGUCUGUGACGGUUGGUCAACUUGCGCAUGUGCGUAAUGAAAGUCGACCCGAUCCUGUCACAUUCAUUUCGGUGAAAAUGUCACCAGGCGCUGUACCUCGACAUAUUCUGUUGUGUCUUGGAGUUUUGUGUUGUAUUCUUAAUACAACACACGGUAAAAUAAUUGUGUUUCAAGGCAUUCGCCUUGGUGGAGUUAAUCGAACUACACAAUAUGAAGGUCGAGUAGAGGUCAAGUACAACGACACAUGGGGAACAGUUUGUUUGGACAACUUUGAAAAUGUAGAGGCAGUGGUCGUCUGUCGGGAACUCAAAUUUGGGGGUGGAGAAGCAAUUACUGAUGGACGGUUUGGACCCGGGUCAGGUAAGAUUUGGUUGGACAAUCUAAAUUGUGAUGGAACAGAACAAAUGCUCAGUGUUUGCCAAGCCAAUAACCUAGGGGUUCACAACUGUGACCAGGUUAACCAUACCGAUGAUGCUGGUGUGAUAUGUGAUAACCCCUCAGCAGUGACACCAGGCCCCACCACAACCAGGGCCCCUGCCACGGCUCAGCCCUCAAACUGUUCCACAAACACCAAUGCUGACAAUAUCAGGCUUAUUGGCCCUAGUGACAAAACGGGUGUCGGAUUUGUGGAGGUCAAAUACAACAACACUUGGGGGGCAGUUUGUGACGACCACUGGGACAUACUAGACGCCAGAGUGGUGUGUGGAUCUCUAUGCUUCAAUCAGACCCUGGCCUUGGCCGGAACAUCGCAGACAGUAGACUAUGUGAAAAGCAAUGUUAGCUCCACCUUUUUCUUGGAUGACGUGAAAUGUGACGGCACAGAAUCCGACAUUUUCUCUUGUCAACACAACCCCGUAGGCGUACACAACUGUCAGAGUGGAGAAUAUGCCAGUGUCACCUGUGUACCUAUUAACCACACGGGCUCAGAAGCACCUGAGCCACUGCUGAGCUGUAGUGACGAGAAGUUCACGGCCAGUUUUAGUCGAGAUUACGACCCGUACCUGAUGCACCGACACUUGACCAUCAGCAAGCCCAGUAACCCCUGUAAUGUCCAGUUCCAGAACAACUCGGCCUACAUCAUCAUGAUGAUCCCCUUCACAGACUGUGGCACGACUCUCACUACAAAUGAGACCCAUAUAUUCUACACAAACACAAUCCAUUAUAACUUUACUACGAGACUCGGCGUCAUCACCAGGAAAAACAGUUACAUUGUAGAAUUACAGUGUGCCUUUCCACGCAACCAAUCUAACAGCGAUAAUAUCUAUAUCCCGGUCACUCAACUUGUAACCCAGACUGCCCCUGGCACGUUUUCUGUGGGUAUGGUCAUGUAUGGUGACGACAACUUCCAGGACCCACUGACAGUUACCCCGGAGUUGACCCUGAACCAACCCCUGAGCGUGUCAUUGACAUUGAAUGCAAGUCUACCACGCCUCAAGCUUGUGCUGAGGAGCUGCUUCGCAACUCCAACAGGUUCCUGGACAGACAAGAUCAACCACUUUCUGUUUGAGAACAGUUGUCCUAACGACACAACAGUUGCUCUCGUUCCUUGGAAUGAGACGGUAGAAGGAUUUCGUUUCCGUGUAUUCCGCUUUAUCGGGCAUGAUAAUGUGUACCUGCACUGUACCAGUACAGUGUGUGAGAUCAAUGAGAAGAGCGACAUCUGUGAUCGAAGUUGUGGGGCGACGACACCAACUCCUCCUACGGGUCGCCGUCGCCGUUCGGUCAGGCAUGAUGAACGUACAAAGAGAAACAGCGAUCACACAAUGCUCUAUACCAAAAGUGAUAAGAUCACCGUUUUAGAUGACAAUGAUGAGGCGGUCAUAGAGAGGUUACCACCAAGCGCUUCCACUUCUGCGACAGUUUACUCCACUCCCAAACCAACCACAGUGUCUCAACUUCCAACCCCUGCCCCCACCACCCAGAAGCCUGGUAGUACGGCGAAGGUGCGCGUCACCUCGGACACUCCGACAAACACUCAAGGUCAGGUGAAGGUCACACCCACAACAGAUGAACCCUCGAGGACAAAGACACCCACCACACAGAAACCAACUGACGGAGGCCAGGGAGUUCAAGAACCUCCAUCAAACCGGGACGGGGCCUUAAGCUCUGAUGGUAGGCUCACAGAAAUACUGGAAGACUUUGUUAGUCCUUCUUCAGCUUCUCAGAUGAUGGGUUCCUUGGUACUUGUUUUGGCCACAGUAGCGUUGAUGACCAGGAAUUGGAUUGGGUGAAAAGUAUAAUAUAUUAUGGGAUCAUUUGGAGAGAAAAAAAGCUGGAAUUUUUGCAAACUUUAUCUAAAAUGUUAUGUAAUGUAAUGAUUCCGUCCAAUUAUUAAAUAAUGACACUUUUUUCCUGAGAUCAUGAGUUAUGCAAUCUAGACUUCAGUCCAUUCAAAGUUGCCAACUUUUUCAGUGCCACAAUUUUAAAAAUGUGAUUAUACUUAAUUUGUGUUUAUACAUAAAUAUUAUAAAUUUGUAUUGUUUCAUGAAUCCCUUCUGAUUUCCAAAAUAUUUGGUUAAUUUUUGACAAACGAGAAUUUCGGUUAGAAUUGAUUCAUUGGUCCAGAGGCCAGACAUUUGAAGCCUUAUUACAGAUAUGCACUACAGCAAGCUAAGGUGAUCGAGAGUUUAGUUUUGUUACUGGGCUUCAACACUAUUGAAUAGUGAACCAAUACAGAAUGAUAUCACUAUUUUUCUAAUCAGGUGUUGUAAGCCAAUCAAAUCAUUCUACGAAAAAAACCAACUAAGUAACAGGGAAUAUUGGAUACAAUCUUGAAGUUACACACAUCUUAGGACAUGGCCACCAGAGUUAUGCCCCCUGUUCCACUCAUCUGAGAAGUACUGUCAAUCAGUAUGUUCUUUAUGUAACUUUUUAUUUUGGUUUAUUUACAUUCUAAAGACAAUUAAAGUCUAUGACAUUUUUAAUCAAGCACUUGUGUAGCUUAAAAAGCUGUGAUUAUAUGAUUGGUCCAUUAGUAUAAAAUGCAGGGAAUUUUUGAGUACUUUUGUAAUUUACAGCCUGAUCCUGGAUGCAUGUUCUUUCAGUCUUUUUUUUCUGUUUAUAUUUAAAUAUUCUGAAGAUAAUAUUAGGAAAUGUAUUUGCUCACUACUAGAAAAAUAAUCUUUUUUUUUAAUCAGAUUAUGAAAAUGUUUUCUAAAUGUCAUUAAGAAUAGGGCCGUUACUGUCAGCAUCAUAUACCAUAUAUAACAACAAAAAUCUCAGUUAUUGUGUAUGAUAUAUAAGGUGACUUGUGCACUAACGUGUGUACAAACACAAUAGGACUACGAUCUAGUAGACGAUUCAGUGCCAGUGUAGUAUCGUAUAAUCAGAAGGUAUUGCGUUUUCAGUUUAUAGAUGUUUCAGUUUUCAAUCAUUAUAUCCACCAGUCUGUUCUUUUCUGUUUUUCUUUUUUUUUAAUUUGAUGUCAUUUCAAAAAGAGUCUUACCAUAUCUAUCUAUUGAGCAGGGUUAGACACAAGUUGUUUUUGUUUGGUAGUCCACAGGACUAGUUGAAUAGAUUAUCUACUAGUCCUUCGUCAAUGUAACUAGUCCAAGAUUUCCAGAUAAGGAAACAUUGCGUCCUACAGAACGAAACAUGUAAAGUAAUCAACUGUAGGGGACUUAAAAUAACUGCUGCCAUAAAAAUAUGGUGAAGGUUUUGGCAAAAUUUCAAAUGCAAAUAUCUUACCUUAAGCAGUUUUCUAAAUUUUAAAAAGGAAUAUUCUUAUCUUAUAAUCAUAUUUUUCAUAAGUCCAAAGGACCAGUUAUGUUAGGUGAUUCACUAGUCCUAGCAGACUAGUGUUAGUGUCGACCCCUGUUGAGUAUGUUGUCUGCCAGCUAAUAUAACCUGAAGGACAUCUUAUCAGACCAAAGCAUGCAUGCUCUCUUGCCUUCCACUGCACAAAGUGAUGAAUUUCAUUAUACUCUUUUUAUUCCGUCUUUGCGUAUUGCAGAGUUAUCUCCUCUU